AUGACAACCAGUGCACGAAGUGAGAGUAUUAAUUCUUUUUUUGAUGGAUUUGUCAAUUCCAACACCAUGUUGAAUGCAUUUGUACUACAAUAUGAAAAAGCAGUAGAGACUCGAAGGGCCGCCGAAGAAGAUGAAGACUUCAAGACUAUGAACUCGAGGGCAGUUCUUUCUUCUGUGCAUCCAAUCGAAGCAAAAGCAGGUGAGUGUUACACUAGAAAAGUUUUUGAGGUUUUUAAAAAUGAAUGGAUGGAAGCCACUAACAAUUUAACUCAUGAGACGUUAAGCAAAAGUAAAGAAGAAAUUAUAUACCGAGUUGGGCAACUUGACGUUGAUAAAACAUAUUGGCGAACUGUUACCUUCCGUUCUAUGAGUGAAAUGAAUGUCACAUGUUCAUGUGCUAAGUAUGAAAUAUGUGAGAUUUUAUGUAAGCAUUGCUUGUAUGUUAUGAAGAAGAGGCGUGUUGAAACACUUCCGAAUCACUAUAUUUUACCACGGUGGACCCUUAAUGCUAGGUAUAAGGUGGGUAAUAGUAAUAUCGGACUAGAGGAAAUGAAUAAUGAAAAUGGGGUGAGCGCAUUCACUUUGUGGUGUGUCCGUUCAAAUUUUACCAAAGUUAUUGAACAAGCAAAGGAAUCCCCUUUAAAAAUAGAUAAAGUCAAUACUGUAUUGAUAAAGCUUUUAGAUGAUCUAACGAUUCAGGAAAAGCCUAAAGCAUUUGAAAAUGUAUCUCAAGGUUGUUCUACGGGAAUUUCACAAGUAGAUAUGAUGCCUCAAUUGUUUGUACGGGAUCCUAUUGGUCCAACUAAUACAAAAGGGCGGCCUAAAAAUGCUACAAGAACUAAGCCUUCAUUAGAAAUGCCGAAGAAAAGAACUUGCUCUUACUGUCAAGGAUUGGAUCACUACGCCACUAGUUGUUCAAAAAGAAAGGCGGAUGAAUUGUUGCAAGAGAAACAAUGGUGA
Lactuca sativa (garden lettuce) is the source of this 960-nucleotide messenger RNA. The record is from RefSeq and is a predicted model, not a curated record. NCBI's taxonomy places the organism in Eukaryota, Viridiplantae, Streptophyta, Magnoliopsida, Asterales, Asteraceae.